Molecule: messenger RNA, 1527 nt
Organism: Bacidia gigantensis
Lineage: Eukaryota; Fungi; Ascomycota; Lecanoromycetes; Lecanorales; Ramalinaceae
Exons: 3
Coding region: 1-1527 (508 amino acids)
Biological process (GO): ubiquitin-dependent protein catabolic process
Cellular component (GO): COP9 signalosome
Source: RefSeq, a predicted model, not a curated record
AUGGACGCCCAUGUGACUCUGCUCUUCAGCUUUCCCCCGCACCCACCUCCAAAUCCUCCUCUCACAGACGCAGAAUAUGAUAAGCAAGCCAGAAACUUCACCCAUUCAAUACAGAAGAUCCCGCUCUCCAAAUUGACAGGUUCUGUUUCCGGGGGCAGCUUGCUCGACGUGAGAUUGCCUAAACCGUCCCAUAGCUGCAAAGUGCUGAUUGCUGCUCAGAUUUUGAAUCCUGCCAUUAACUCGAUCUCCUACUCACAUGUCCUGCUGGCUCACAUAAUCGAUCCGAGUGUAAAAGGAAAGAAUGCGCCUGCAAUACAUGACGCUUUUGCUCCUGGGACGCCGUUAUGGCAAAAGAUGUUAGACUUCAUGUCACACUUCGAUCCUGUUCAAAUACGUUACGCUGGAAGCGAUGUUCGUACUAUCAUCGAAACGACUAAUCACAAAGCCUUACUGGCUCAAGAGCCAGCAUCAGCUAUCAACCCAAUAAGAACCGCCAUCUUGCGCAUCGACCCUUCCGGCGCUACCUUCACAUCCUCACACGUUCUCCUGAUACGCUUGUGCUUAUACGCUCGAGCAUACGCUGCUCCACUACAAGUCCUUGACUCCGACAUUUAUCACUUUCCGGCCAUGACGAACAAAGGAGCUGAAGCUGUUGCUGACAGCCUUGCUCCUUUCCCUUGCUCUUUCCAUGAAACAAGCUCAACUUUCAUAAACACUGCAUCUGGACUCACUCGAAAAUUAGACUAUCAAGAUCAUUUAGAAUAUUUUUUACUUGGCGCAAUGUGCUACAUGGCAUUGAAAGAUUGGGAUCGAGGCAUGCUAUUCCUUGAGCUCUGUCUCACUUCCCCUACCACAAAUACGGCGAGCCGAAUACAGGUUGAGGCUUACAAGAAAUAUGUUCUGGUUUCGCUUCUCCUCUACGGAAAGCUAGUGCCAUUACCGAAGACGGCAAAUGUUCAGACAGUCCGAAUGUGCCAAAAUUUAAGUAAACCUCACACCGGCCUUGCUGAGGUCUUCAAGUAUGGUAUUGACAAAGAAGAGCCUGCGACAAAGUUGAUAGCAGAGGCGCAAGAGGGGAACAAGUUUUGGCAAGAGGAGUGUAAUUUGGGUCUAGUACGGCAAGUUUUGGAUGCCUACCGACAGUUCUCCGUGCAACGGUUGGGGAAGACAUUCGCUGCGCUUCCCAUACCAGAAAUAUCGAAACGGACUUCGUGGGAUCCGAACGAUCACGUGGAAACGGGCCAAUACAUUAUCAAGCUUAUCAGCGCUGGCCAGCUCAAUGCGACAAUUUCGGAACCUUCUGAAGAUCCAUCUACCUGGGUCUUGCGGUUCUUCAGCUCCUCAAACGAGGGUCCAAAAGCGCGGUCAGGAGAGCAACAGUUUGAUGACUUGCAGCGACAGGUUGCAAAGGUCCAGACACUCAUGUCUCACGUGAGAGAAACCGACCGGAAAUUCGGGCUCAGCAAGGAGUACAUCUCGGAGCAGAAGCGGCUGAAAAAGGGGGUGGGAUGGGGGGAGAAGAGUUAA